AUGAGUCUAUGCGUCAGACACAACGAUUUGAAAAGCGAAGGACGAGGGAUGCCUAUAUCGGGGAGGGCUGUAGCAGUACAAAAAAGUGAUCCUGUGUCAACAUCUAGGUCUACAAAUUUCAAAAGAUCUCUUUGGCAGAAGAAGCGCUUUGGCCGAGAUGAACCUGAAAAGAAAGUAGAAGAGAGGAAGAGCAGCGAUGAAAAAACAGAGCCGAAAAGCAGUAGCAAAGAAAAUAAAGAGAAAAAGGAGAAGGAGCCUAUCAAAGGUGUAAACAAAGUCACUAAAGAAGAGAUUAAAGUCGCAAAAGUUGAUGAAAACUUGAAGAAAACGAAGGAAAAAGCUACAAAAACAGAUCACGCAAUAGAGCAGACGCAGAUAGUAGAGUUGAAACCUACCGCCAGCGUAACAGCUGUGGAUGAAGGAAACACGCAAAUGGAAGUAUCAAAACCAAGCUCUAGCAGUAAGUGAC
This is a messenger RNA of Cylicostephanus goldi, 469 nucleotides long. The record is from the annotation of a GenBank genome assembly. Lineage: Eukaryota; Metazoa; Nematoda; Chromadorea; Rhabditida; Strongylidae.